CAAGGAUGACUGACUGACUAACCGACUGUCUGUAUGACUGACUGUCUGACUGAUGAGGUGACUGACUUGAAUAGUUAUUAUAAAAGCUAAUAGCUGGACCUCAGCCUCAGAGGAGAGAGAGACAAGAAGAAAGACUCCUCAGCAUUCAUACCCUGGAUAUUCACCAAUUAUUUGAGUUCUGUGAAUAUGGUUCGUCCUUCCCGCCCCAGCAGUCACCGCCACUGUGACAGCUGUUUCAGCCAGUGCUGCAAGGCCCCUGUGGAGAUCUCGGUGUCAUGUGUGCUCAUCCCCUGCCGCCUACAGUGCGGCGCCCUCUUUCACCUGUGCAAAGAGGAGGAGCAUGCGCUACUCUGCCCCAAUGAGAGGGUGCCGUGCUUAAACGCGGGCUUCGGCUGUCCAAUCAGCAUGCCCCGUUCCUGGCUGGCGGCCCACCUGCAGGUCUGUCCAGCCAGCGUGGUGUGCUGCUCCAUGGAGUGGAACCGCUGGCCAGCCGAGGACGCCCAGUCACACACACAUUCGGCCCUGCAGGAUAACCUAGUGAAGGAAGAGGAGGAGGGGGGAGGACACGGUGAGGCGCUGGACCUGGCCAUGGCUCUGAGAGAUCAGCACCAUUUGUUCCACUCCCUGAAGAUGAAGAAUCUCUUCCCUGAGCUGAUUGAGAGGGUGGAAGUGGAGGAGAGGGAGGAGCAGAGGAGAAGGGAGGGGAGGAGGAGGGAGAAGGAAGAGAAGGAGAGGGAGGCCCUGGAGGCACAGGGAGUGGAUGGAGGACUGUCUUUCCCUAACAGGGUUGGCUGUGUGUCUCCUGCUGAUCGAGGAUGGUAUGGACCCCUACCUGAGGAUAUUCAGGAGGCGGUUAGGGAGAGGGACAGAGAGAGGGAGGAGGAGAUAGAGUUGACCCAGGAGGAGAGGGAGGAGCUGGCCAGGGGAAGGGUGGUAGGAUCAGAGGGCCCGGUUGCCUACGUUUGGGAGCGCAUGUUUAACAUGGAGAGGGGAGGCUGCAUGAUAGCUGAGGCUAACCAAGAGGCAGAGGCAAGGGGCAGAGGUCAGGGUCAAGCAUCAGGAGUUAGAGGUCAAGAGAUGGAGUCACAUCAAUCACAGACCCUGACCACCACAGGGACACACGCACUUAAUGACACACACACACACACAGACAAACGCCCCAACCCCCAGUGUGUGGCCUGUCUGGCCGGCACUAAGAAGAAGCAGAUGUAUUACUACAACCAGCUGGAGCCCAUGAAAAUCAACACAGUGAGGACCUUUAAGAUUCCCACCAGCUUCACGGCCAAACACACACGCAUCAGGAACCCCGGACACCGGAAGAGGGUGGAUACGGCCGUGGACACCAGCGACCUAGGGGUGGAGCCACAGGACAUGCCUAUCUGGGAGGAGGUGCAGGCCAGUCUGCUGUGUUCUCUGGAGAAGGAGCAGAGGGGUCACCUGAUUGCUGAGUCACAGUCAAGCGACGCCCUCCUGAGCGACACAGGGACGCAGACCUACGCCUUCCUGUCAGCUCCGUUCGGUCGUGACACUUCAUUGGCCAGUCUGACGGAGGACCGCCCCCUCCAGCUCCACCUCCAGCUGCAGGCGAAGGGUGUGACAGCCCGACACAACAAGUCUAGCUCCGCCUUCACCUUUCUCUGUGGACACACCUUUCAACGCAGAGAGUUCCCCAAACACUUCAGGAACGUGCACACCGACAUACAGAUGUGUGCUAGUGGCUGGUUUGAGCAGAGGUGUCCCCUAGCCUACCUGGGCUGCACUUUCAGCCAGAGGAGGUUCCAGCCCUCCACACACACUGCCACUGUCACCUACAACAAAGAGCUUAGUAGCUUCAGCCUGAGACCCACGGUCCCUGCCUCUCUAAAUGAGGAACCCCAAUAUUCCAAGUCCCAGCCUGCUCCAGAACCAGUCUCAAACAUCAGGAGGCGAAGGUCGAGGGGUGGAGGUGGAGGGGACCAGGACUCUCUGAGCUCUCUGCCCUAUGAGGUGCUGUACCACAUGGCCAGCUUCCUGGACAGCCUUUCCCUGUCCCAACUGGCCCUGGUGUCCCACCUCAUGAGGGAGGUGUGUUCCUCUCUGCUGCACGACAGGGGGAUGGUCUCCCUCCUCUGGGAGAAGAAGACCUAUAAGACUGGCAUGGCCAAGUGGAAGGCCAAGAAGGUGGUGUGGCAGUUCAGUACUCUGUUCUCUCCAGUAGAAGCAUGGUGCUUUGACAACAAUGUACCCUCCAUGUCAGACCACCUGAAGGUGUGCCCUUACUACGAGAUGGAGCCCAGGACCGAGCGUGUGCUCCUGCCUCACAUUGUCAACAACAAAAUGAACACAGACACACAAAGCAACAGCAAAAGUCUGGUCACCCUGUUCCAGAAGAAUAUUUGAAUAGUGUUUCAUAAGAUUUAAUAGUGGUUCAUAAGGUUUGAAUAGUGGCUCAUUUGUGCUGCACUUACAAUCCUCUACCCUGAGUGCCAGUCUGUUUGUGCCAUCAUCCUUGUCACUCAUUGUCAUGCCAAACAUGUAUGGCUUGACAAUAACAGCAAUAGAGUUGGCAAGAGCUUAAACAUAUCUGGGACCAAGUUAGCGAUCUACUUAAAGAGCCACUGAACAUGCUGAUUGGCAUGUGUGUUUUUCUGUUGCUCAUUAGAAAAAUUAGAUUUCAGUCUUGGAAGUGCGUUUCCUGACCGAUUCUGCACUUGGUUAAGGAUGUUUGUCCCCCAUGACACACUGCGGAAGCCUAUUUCACUUCCUCAAAAUCCCCAGAAUAAAUCUAAGAUAACUCAAGAAAUCUGUAAUAUAUUUUUACAUUUUUGCUAAGGAUGUUUUAGUUGCGCAAUUCUACAUCUAACUAAGAUGUUUGAUGCAGUAUUUCUCAAGUUUAAAAAAAUGUGCAACGUGUUGUCUUGUGUAAACAAAGUCUGAGCAGCUGGGCAGAUCUGUCUCGUAGUCUAUGCUAUUGUAUAGAGAGCAAUCACCGCAGCUGUUCACCCCAUGUUAGUGGGCAAAUUGACAUCUUCAAAUUAAAACCCAAACUUUAUUAAUUUACCCGUGGUGAAGCACAGAUGUUCCAAACCGUCAGACUGGGAGUGCAACUGGUCAACUGGAGUCAUGUGCAGGAGAGCAGAGAUGAGUGAACAGGCACACUUUAAUUGGCAGAAGCACAUCAGUUGGACGCAACAGCGUCACAACACUCCAGCCUAAGGCAAAAACGAAUAGAGCACAAAUAAUGAACAACAAUACAAUAACACAGGUUCAAAACAAUACCCGGAAAAACCCAGCCUGCCGCGUCACACAAUAAACGUAACGAACAAUUACACACACAGACAUGGGGGGGAACAGAGGAUAAUAUACACGUAGAGUGAUGAGGGGGAUGUAAACCUGGUGUGCGGAAAAACAAGACAAAACAAAUGGAAAAUGAAAGGUAGAGCGGCGAUGGCUAGAAGACCGGUGACGUCGACCGCCGAGCGCUGCCUGAACAAGGAAAGGAGCCGACUUCGGCGGGAGUCGUGACACAAACUCCGUUUUAGAGUACAGCACACAUUUUGUUGUAACCCCGGACAAAAACACUUUUCUGCCCUGCUAGAACUGCCCCGGUCAUAAUUUAAUAUUCUUUUAACUAGGCAAGUGGAAAGUGGAAACGUCUAGGAGCAACAGUGGUUCAGCCGCGAAGUGGUAGACCACACAAGCUCACAGAACGGGACCACCAGGUGCUGUUCUCUGGAUGAAUGAAUCAUCUGGCACCAUCUCCAACUGACAAAUCUGGGUUUGGUGGAUGCCAGAAGAAUACUACCUGCCCGAAUGCAUCGUGCCAACUGUAAAGUUUGGUGGAGGGGUAAUAAUGGUCUGGGGCUUUUUUUCAUGGUUCGGGCUAGUCCCCUUAGUUCCAGUGAAGGGAAAUCUUAAUGCUACAACAUACAAUGAAAUUCUAGAUGAUUCUGUGCUUCCAACUUGACUGGCCUGCACAGAACCCUAACCUCAACCCCAUCAAACACUGUUGGAAUGAAUUGGAAAGCCAACUGCGAGCCAGGCAUAAUCGCCCAACAUCAGUGCCCGACCUCACUAAUGCUUUGUGGCUGAACAGAAGCAAAUCUCUGCAGCAAUGUUCCAACAUCUAGUGGAAUGCCUUCCAAGAAGAGUGGAGGCUGUUAUAGUAGCAAAGGAGGGACCAACUCCAUAUUAAAUGCCCAUGAUUUUGGAUUGACAUAUUUGACGAGCAGGCGUCCAAAUACUUUUGGUUAUGUAAUGUACAUAUACACCAUUUCCAGCCUUUCACAAUCAAAUAAUUAGACUUCCCACAAUUGAUCAUCAUUACACUAUUGUUCUAAAUUCAAUCAUCCUCUUUACCCUCAUCAUUCAGAUAAAUCAAAUUCAAUCACCUUCUUCACCCUCCACCAUCAGAUUCUAUCUGGUUUCUAUCACCCAUUCAUCCGUUGAUGACAGAAUAGCAUAUUUAAAUUGUAUAUUUAUUAUGUUACUAGUUUUUGCUUAGUAGCCAGAGCAAUGCAGCCUCGUGAGUGUUCGUGCGUUUAUGCAAGGACAGCAUGGAUAUAGAGCUGCACCUCUUGAAUUUUGAGUUAUUUGACAAAGGUUAGUGUCAUAAAAACUGCAGAAUAUGCUAUUUUUUUUACUAUAUAGAAAUCAAAAUGUUUUAAAUGGAUGUAACUCCGAAGGAGGAUUUGAUAAAGUGAUGCUCCUCUCUCUGCAUCUGUAAAUUAGAAUAGAAUAAAACAUUAGUGUCCAUCCAGAAUGGACAUUUUGCUUUGGCAUCACAUGACUUUCAAAGGAUUGCAUACGCAUACGUUCUCACAUCAUACACAUGUAAACCAGUCAGUCCAUCAUAUUGCAUACACUAAAAAUAUAGAAGACAUUCAUACAUUUACUCACAACUGACCACUGUCCCAACUGCACUGGAUAGAUAAGUACACAUAGCGAUACAAUUUACAUUGCAUUUAGUAGUCCAACAGCAUAAGGAACGAAUGAAUGUUUGAACACAUUCUUCUUGGCCAUAGGCAUUCUGAAGGGCAGCCAGAGAGAAGCCUCUUGAACUGAGGGUGUAGAGAGCCGGAAGGGUCGCCAAUGACUGACGGUGCCUUCUUUUUGGCUUCUGGAACAGUUGGCUGCUGGCUGUGUUUACUCUUCUUGUUAGUUUGCGUUUGCUCCUCACGCUCAGAUUACCGUACCAGACUGUCAAAUUUUUAAUUUAAAAUUUAUUUCAUCUUUAUUUAAACAGGUAGGCAAGUUGAGAACAAGUUCUCAUUUACAACUGCGACCUGGCCAUAAUAAAGCAAAGCAGUUCGACACAUACAAAAACACAGUUACACAUGGAGUAAACACAGAGUCAAUAAUACAGUAGAAAAACUAGUCUAUAUACAAUGUGUCCAAAUGAGGUGAGAUAGGGGAGGUAAGGCAACAAAUAGGCCAUGGUGGCGAAGUAAAUACAAUAUAGCAAUUAAACACUGGAAUGGUAGAUGUGUAGAAGAUGUAUGUGCAAAGUAAAAAAUACUAGGGUGCAAAGGAGCAAGAUAGGCUAUGGGCUAUGUACAGGUGCAGUAAUCUGUGAGCUGCUCUGACAGCUUGUGCUUAAAGUUAGUGAGGGAGAUAUGAGUCUCCAGUUUCAGUGAUUUUUGUAGUUCGUUCCAGUCAUUGGCAGCAGAGAACUGGAAGGAGAGGUGGCCAAAGGAGGAGUUGGCUUUGGGGUGACCAGUGAGAUAUAUCUGCUGGAGCGCGUGCUACGGGUGGGUGCUGCUAUGGUGACCAGUGAGCUGAGAUAAGGCGGGGCUUUACCUAGCAGGGUCUUGUAGAUGACCUGAAGCCAGUGGGUUUGGCGACGAGUAUGAAGCGAAGGCCUGCCAAUGAGAGAGGACAGGUCGAAGUGGUGGGUAGUAUAUGGGGCUUUGGUGACAAAAUGGAUGGAGCUGUGAUAGACUGCAUCCAAUUUUUUGAGUAGAGUGUUGGAGGCUAUUUUGUAAAUGACAUCGCUGAAGUCGAGGAUCGGUAGGAAGGUCAGUUUUACAAGGGUAUGUUUGGCAACAUGAGUAAAGGAUGCUUUGUUGCGAAAUAGGAAGCCAAUUCUAGAUUUCAUUUUGGAUUGGAGAUGUUUAAUGUGAGUCUGGACGGAGAGUUUACAGUCUAACCAGACACCUAGGUAUUUGUAGUUGUUCAGAUAUUCUAAGUCAGAACAGUCCAGAGUAGUGAUGCUGGACUGGCGGGCAGGUGCGGGCAGCGAUCGGUUGAAGUGCAUGCAUGUAGUUUUACUUGUAUUUAAGAGCAGUUGAAGGCCAUGGACUGAGAGUUGUAUGGCAUUGAAGCUGGUCUGGAGGGUUGUUAACACUGUGUCCAAAGAAGAGCCAGAAGUAUACAGAAUGGUGUCGUCUGUAUAGAGGUGGAUCAGAGACUCACCAGCAGCAAUCAUUGAUGUAAACAGAGAAAAGAGUCGGCCCAAGAAUUGAACCCUGUGGCACCCUCAGAGACUGCCAGAGGCCCGGACAACAGGCCCUCCGAUAUGAACACUGGUGUCGUCUGAACACUGAACUCUAUCGGAGAAGUAGGUGGUGAACCAGGCGAGGCAAUCAUUUGAGAAACCAAGGCUGUUGAGUCUGCCGAUAAGAAUGUGGUGAUUGACAGAGUUGAAAGCCUUGGCCAGGUAGAUGAAAACGGCUGCACAGUAUUGUUUCUUAUCAAUGUCGGUUAUGAAAUCGUUUAGGACCUUGAGCGUGGCUGGGGUGCACCCAUGACCAACUCUGAAACCAGAUUGCAUAGCGGAGAAGGUACGGUGGGAUUCAAAAUGGUCAGUAAUCUGUUUGUUAACUUGGUUUUCGAAGACCUUAGAAAGGCAGGAUAGGAUAGAUAUAGGUCUGUAGCAGUUUGAGUCAAGACUUGCCCCCCCCCCCUUUGAAGAGGGGGAUGACCGCAGCUGCUAGCAAUCUUUAGGAAUAUCAGACGACACGAAAGAGAGGUUGAACAAGCUAGUAAUAGGGGUUGCAACAAUUUUGGCAGAUAAUUUUAGAAUGAAAGGUUCCAGAUUGUCUAGCCCGGCUGAUUUGUAGAUGUCCAGAUUUUGCAGCUCUUUCAGAACAUCAGCUAUCUGGAUUUGGGAGAAGGAGAAUGGGGAGGCUUGGGCGAGUUGCUGUGGGGGGUGCAGGGCUGUUGACCGGAGUAGGGGUAGCCAGGUGGAAAGAAUGGCCAGCCGUAGAAAAAAUGCUUCUUGAAAUGAUCAAUUAUAGUGGAUUUAUCAGUGGUGACAGUGUUUCCUAGCCUCAGUACAGUGGGCAGCUGGGAGGAGGUGCUCUUAUUCUCCAUGGACUUUACAGUGUCCCAGAAAUUUUUUGUAUUUGUGUUUCAGGAAGCAAAUUUCUGCUUGAAAAAGCUAGCCUUUCCUAACUGCCUGUGUAUAUUGGUUCCUGACUUCCCUGAAAAGUUCCAUAUCACGGGGGCUGUUUGAUGCUAAUGCAGAACGCCACAGGAUGUUUUGUGCUGGUCAAGGGCAGUCAGAUCUGGAGAAAACCAAGGGCAAUAUCUGUUCCUGGUUCUAAAUCUCUUGAGUGGGGCAUGCAUUUUUAACCAGGUGUCCUCUACUGAUGGGAUGAGGUCAAUAUCCAGGAUACCCGGGCCAGGUCGAUUAGAAAGGCCUGCGUGCUGAAGUGUUUCAGGGAGCGUUUGACAGUGAUGAGGAGAGGUCGUUUGACCGCAGACCCAUUACGGAUGCUGGCAAUGAGGCAGUGAUCGCUGAGAUCUUGGUUGAAAACAGCAGAGGUGUAUUUAGAGGGCAAGUUGAGGGUGCCCAUGAGGGUGCCCAUGUUUACAGUUUUGGGGUUGUACCUGGUAGGUUCAUUGAUAAUUUGUGUGAGAUUGAGGGCAUCAAGCUUCGAUUGUAGGAUGGCCGGGGUGUUAAGUAUGUCCCAGUUUAGGUCACCUAGCAGCACGAGCUCUGAAGAUAGGGGGUCAGAGGGUAGAAGUCACAAAGUAGAAGUUCAAAUUGUUUGGGUACAGACCUGGAUAGUAGGACAGAACUCUGCAGGCCAUCUCUGCAGUAGAUUGCAACACUGCCCCCCUAUCUUGUCUGAAAAUGUUGUAGUUAGGGAUGGAGAUUUCAGGGUUUUUGGUGGUCUUGCUAAGCCAGGAUUCAGAAAUGGCUAGGACAUCCAGGUUGGCAGAGUGUGCUAAAGCAGUGAAUAAAACAAACUUAAGGAGGAGGCUUCUAAUGUUAACAUGCAUAAAACCAAGGCUUGUACGGUUACAGAAGUCAUCAAAAGAGAGUGAAUGGGGAAUAGGAGUGGAGCUAGGGCCUGGAUUCACCUCUACAUCGCCAGAGGAACAGAGGAGGAGUAGGAUAAGGGUGCGGCUAAAAGCUAUAAGGGCUGGUCGUCUAGGACGUCCAGAACAGAGAAUAAAAGGAGCAUGUUUCUGGGGGCGAUUAAAAUGAUUCAAGGUAUAAUGUACAGACAAAGGUAUGGUAGGAUGUGAAUAGAGUGGAGGUAAACCUAAGCAAUGAGUGAUGAUGAGAGAGAUAUUGUCUCUAGAAACAUCAUUGAAACCUGGUGAUGUCAUCGGAUGUGUGGGUAGUGGAACUGAAGGGUUGGAUAAGGUAUAUUGAGCAGGGUUAGAGGCUCUACAGUGAAAUAAGACAAUAAACACUAACCAAUAUUGAAUUUGAGGAUACUCUCCACCAAGCUGCUGUACACCAUCUCCAGAACAUCCUGGCUGACCCCAAACCGCUUCCAUUUCCUGAUUAAAAACAGCCGCUGGUUUGCCUUACAAUAUAUUUGAUUAGUAAUAUAGUUAUAGUAAAUAAAACAGUCACAUAAGAUCUUAUUUUUACAAAGUAAAACAUAAAAGCGCUGCUGAAGGGUGAAGAUCCCUCAAAUGUUAAUAACUAUCGUCAUAUCGCCAAACUCCCUAUCCUGGCCAAAGUCUAUGAAUCCACCAUAGUGAACUCACAGUUAAAAACUUCUUAAUUGAAAGAACAUACUGACUGGGCUUUAUAAUCGGGGCACAGCACCACAACUGCAGCUAUGGCAGUGGAAAAUUACAUAAUUAAUGCACUUGAUAAAAAGCAACAUUGUGCUGCUUUGUUUGUGGAUUUAUCAAAGGCCUUUGAUUCAGUUGACCAUGAAUUGUUGCUAGCUAGAAUCAGAAACAUUGGUCUCAGUGAAGGGGCAGUAAAUUGGUUGUGGAAUUAUUUUUCUGACAGAACACAAUGUGUAUAUACUGACAAUCACAAAUGUAGCUUCCUUGAGAUUAUUAUAGGUGUGCCCCAGGGUUCCAUACUAGCCCCAGUGUUGUUCUAAAUUUGUAUUAAUGAUUUGGGAAAUGGGAUGCAACUGGCAAAAUUACAUCUAUAUGCAGAUGAUACAGUCAUAUGUACAUGUGCUCCUUCUCUGGUUCAGGCUUUUGAAGAGCUCCAUACUGCUUUUCAGUCACUGCAGGCCUCCCUUAAUGGUCUCAAACUGGUCUUGAAUGUACAAAACCUAAAUUCAUGACCUUUAACAGUUAGAACUCAAAGAAGGUUAGCAUUGUCACAUCUGGUGGCUUAUCCAUUGAAAAAGUGUCCUCCCACAAAUAUCUAGGUAUUUGGUUGGAUGACAAGUUAUCCUUUAAAGUUCAUGUGGAUAAUCUUGUGACAAAGCUUAAAUUGAAAUUGUUUUUUUAUCAUCAUAAUAAGGCUUGCUUCCCGCUUAUGGCUAGAAAGAAGCUUGUUCAGGCCACUUUUCCCUCUGUCAUUAAUUAUGGUGACUUGUUGAAUAUGCAUGCAGCCUCCUCUGUCUUACAGAGACUGGACUCUGUUUAUCACUCAUCCUUGCGCUUUAUUACAAUGCCAAGUCACUCACCCACCGCUACACCUUGUACCAAAUGGUACAGUGGACCUCACUUUAUAUGCGCAGAAAGAUACAUUUGUAUGUGUUCAUCUACAAAGCCCUUUUGGGUAAACUCCCUCUUUACCUCUAGUCUGCUCUCCUUCACCACCAGCAUUUACCAUACCCAGUCUGCUAGGUGGUUGCUAGUAAAGUCCCCAGGACAUUCACAGUAUUAGACAAGACUGCCUCCUCUUCUUGUGCACCAGACACAUGGAAUAUUCUACAAUCCAUGCUUCAUCGAGAUAUGUUAGUGCCACUGAAUGAAUUUAAAAUAUUGAUGGGACACUCUGUUACAGAGGAGUGUAAUGCUUGUUGUAGGCUGGAUCAUGUUGUAUUGUAUUGUUGUAUGUUUUAAUAAUGUAAUGCAUUGAUUGUUGCUGCCUUCUUGGCCAGGUCUCCCUUGAAAAAGAGACUCUGUUUCUCAGUGGGCUUUCCUGGUUAAAUACAGGUUAAAUAAAGAAAAGAGAAUGGUACAAACCG
Messenger RNA from Oncorhynchus keta (chum salmon), 10328 nucleotides. RefSeq names its product F-box only protein 40. Gene Ontology annotation, cellular component: cytoplasm. The transcript has 7 exons. The record is from RefSeq and is a predicted model, not a curated record. Lineage: Eukaryota; Metazoa; Chordata; Actinopteri; Salmoniformes; Salmonidae. Bases 187 to 2379 code for a protein of 730 amino acids. Gene Ontology annotation, molecular function: zinc ion binding; ubiquitin protein ligase activity; protein binding.